Molecule: messenger RNA, 1003 nt
Organism: Capsella rubella
Lineage: Eukaryota; Viridiplantae; Streptophyta; Magnoliopsida; Brassicales; Brassicaceae
Product: HD domain-containing protein 2
Exons: 7
Coding region: 40-792 (250 amino acids)
Cellular component (GO): cytoplasm
Molecular function (GO): 5'-deoxynucleotidase activity
Source: RefSeq, a predicted model, not a curated record
ACGGAUUCCCAAAAACGAAAAGAAAGAUAAAGAAGAAAAAUGAAGAAUGUGAUGAAUCGAGUCUUCUUCUGCAAAUCACUCUCUCUCGUCUUCCUUGUUCCUUCUUUCACUCGUUCCAGUCUCCGAUUCACCUACUCCUCCUCCGCCGCCGCCGCAGCUUCUUCUCCUAACCGAGCCAUUCACUGCAUGGCUUCCGAUUCCCCUCAACCCGGUGAUGGUUCCGUCUCUCUUCCUCCUUCUUCCGCUUCUUCCGCCAUUGAUUUCCUCUCUCUCUGCACUCGCCUCAAGACAACUCCAAGAGCUGGAUGGAUUAAAAGAGACGUAAAAGAUCCAGAAUCUAUAGCGGAUCACAUGUACCGGAUGGGUCUUAUGGCUUUAAUUUCUUCAGAUAUCCCUGGUGUUAACAGAGACAAAUGCAUGAAAAUGGCAAUUGUUCAUGACAUUGCAGAAGCCAUUGUAGGAGACAUUACACCUUCUUGUGGGAUAUCUAAAGAAGAGAAAAACCGAAGAGAAAGUGAAGCACUUGAACACAUGUGCAAACUCUUGGGAGGAGGAGAAAGAGCUAAAGAAAUCGCUGAGCUUUGGAGAGAAUACGAAGAGAACUCUUCACCUGAAGCCAAAGUUGUGAAAGAUUUCGACAAGGUUGAGCUGAUACUACAAGCUUUGGAAUACGAACAAGCGCAAGGGAAAGAUCUAGAAGAGUUUUUCCAAUCAACCGCAGGUAAGUUCCAAACUGAUAUAGGCAAGGCUUGGGCGGCGGAGAUUGUUUCAAGAAGACGAAAGCAACAUUAGUUUCCACAUGAUACCUGUUCAUUGGUUCUUAACGUUAGUUCUCAUUGGAGUUAAAACACUCGUACGUUUCAAAUAUAAUCUUCGUUGCUGUCUUAACGUUUCAAUAGCUAUCUUUAACUAGUGACUAUUGUAUAUGUAGCUAGCUAAUGAAGAUCAAAAUACUUAAUCAAACUCGAAAUUAUUUUUAUAUUAAAAAUAGUAUUAUUGGAUA